This is a messenger RNA of Racocetra persica, 255 nucleotides long. The record is from the annotation of a GenBank genome assembly. NCBI's taxonomy places the organism in Eukaryota, Fungi, Glomeromycota, Glomeromycetes, Diversisporales, Gigasporaceae.
GCUUUAUCCGUUGUUUCAAACAUGUUAGCCAUAGCAGGAGCAUUAAUAGCACUAGAUGCGUUUCUAUUUGGCGCUAGACCUAUAAAUCCAUGGGGAUGUAUACGAACAACUUUUUUUAGUGAGAAUAUAGAUCACCGAAAAAGAAUUGAUGGAAAUUGGACAAUUCAACAUGAUGAAUUGGAAGUUUUUCUUAUCCCCUCUAUUAUAUUUGAUCCUAAAUUAAAAUUCUUCUGGGUUUUAGUUCCAAAAUUGUAG